Molecule: messenger RNA, 141 nt
Organism: Ogataea haglerorum
Lineage: Eukaryota; Fungi; Ascomycota; Pichiomycetes; Pichiales; Pichiaceae
Exons: 1
Source: RefSeq, a predicted model, not a curated record
AACUCUGAGGACCGCCAGUUACUCGAUCUCCAGACUCACAGUGGCAACCCUAAUGAUGUUGCUCACAAGAAGCCAGGAAUACGAGAGUGCUUAAAGGAUCUUGUUCAUGAUGUAAUGAAACGAGAACCUAACCACAUCUGA